Corylus avellana is the source of this 1727-nucleotide messenger RNA. It is a transcript of the gene PUP4, whose product is annotated as purine permease 4. The record is from RefSeq and is a predicted model, not a curated record. Lineage: Eukaryota; Viridiplantae; Streptophyta; Magnoliopsida; Fagales; Betulaceae. Gene Ontology annotation, molecular function: purine nucleoside transmembrane transporter activity. Gene Ontology annotation, cellular component: membrane.
CACUUUUUGUUUGGGUCGACCAAAUCGGACGGUGAGGAGAAGAGGAAGAAAAGGGUCCCACUAAUAAGUCCCCUAUAUGAGAUAUGCUCUCAUAUGUGGAGGAUGAUUAACAAGCAUUGGAGGUAAUAAGUAGAAAAGAUUUUGAGGCAUUCGCAUUCUAUAAUCAUUGGAUCCUCCUCUUUCAAGCCGUCAACCAAUGAAACAAAUCUUAGCUGCUAUGAGAGGAGCCGAAAGCUAGGUCCUCUUCAUAUAUAGACCCCUAAGUUUCCAUAUAACCCUAUCUAAACCCCUUCGAUCCCUUCAUUGCUUAAGUUUGUAAACAAAUUAAUCAUUUCCAUCAUAUAUAUAUAUAUAUAUCAUCUCAAUACGCAUCGUCAGAGAUAUAUUCGUCUCUAGCUCUCAAUCUCUUUUUAAUGGAGGCCUCACAACUCUCUCCACCACCACCAUCAAAUUCUCCCAAAACCCUUUACCAACACCACCCUUUCAACCUCAACAACAACAACUUUCAAGCCACCCAAGAUUCAUCAUCACCAAUAUCACUACCCGCCAUGAACAACAACUUGCAAUUGCAUGCAGACCACAAAUCCAAGGCAAGCAAGCCGUUUCUGCCCCUUUUGCUUGUGAACUAUUUCUGUCUGUUUGUGGGUUCUGUCUCUUCAACCUUGCUCUCCAAGUUCUAUUUCAACCACAAAGGCUCAAGCAGAUGGCUCUCAACAUGGGUUCAAUCCGCUGGGUUUCCUCUCCUUAUUAUUCCCAUUUACCUCCCCUUUCUUCUCAAAUGCACAGAGAGACGACCCUUCACUCACUUCACUCACAAAAUCUUCAUCUUAUCCAUCCUAAUAGGCCUCAUGUUAGGCCUAAACAACCUCCUUUUCUCCUGGGGAAAUUCUUAUCUCCCCGUCUCUACCUCAUCUCUCCUACUCUCCUCCCAGCUGAUUUUCAAUCUCAUACUCUCCGUUAUCAUUGUCAAGCAAAAGAUCACAUUCUCAAAUCUCAACUGCGUCAUUCUUCUAACCCUCAGUUCUAUUCUCCUAGCCUUGGCUUCCAACCAUGACAAACCUUCCGGUUUAACACGUGGCAAAUAUUUUAUCGGCUUCUUUUCCACAAUAGGCGCCGGUUUUUUAUUUGCUCUCUAUCUCCCUCUCAUGGAGAUGAUUUACAAGAAGGUUUACUGCUACCAGAUGGUGAUGGAAAUGCAGCUCGUGAUGGAGGUCGCCGCCACGGCUCUGGCAAGUGUCGGGAUGGCAUUGGACCGUCACGGCGGAAUUUCAGAAAUAAAGAAUGAAAGCCGGCGAGUUUUUGAAGGGGGACCGACGGUUUAUUGGGUGACGGUGUUUUUCAACGUGGUGACGUGGCAGUUGUGCUUCAUGGGAACAGCAGGGAUGGUGUUCUUGACUUCUUCUUUAACCGGAGGGGUUUGCAUGACGGCGUUGAUGGGCAUGAACGUGUUGGGAGGGGUGUUGGUUUAUGGGGAUGUGUUUGGCGGUGUGAAGGCGGUGUCUACGGUGCUGUUCGGUUGGGGGUUUUCUUCCUAUGUGUAUGGUUUGUACGUUAAGAUGAAGGAAGAGAAAGCCAAGGAGAAAAGUAAUCAAGGGGUAAUGGAGAUGGUUAAUGAUAGCGUUUGAUAAUAAAAACAUCAUUAAUUAAUUAGAGACUAUGAUGCCAUGGCAGUUCAAGUAUAUGAAUUAAUAUCAAUGUAUGACUGAUGAUGGUAUUGGAGAUUUGAA